AGGACGUUUCCUGUGUGGGACUUCCGCCCGGCUGACCCCUGUGUGUGCCUGCACGUUGAGAAGACAUCAUGUCGUCCCUGCAGGAGCUGCCGCUGGAGACUUCGCUGAGCCGUGAGGCCGAGAUUGAGGACGAUGACGACGAAGAGCUGGAUGAGACUCUAUCAGAGAGGCUUUGGGGUCUGACAGAAAUGUUCCCGGAAAUGAUGCGUGGUGUGGCUGGUGUCACCUUUGAUUAUUCUGUUUGUGCCGCCAAAAAGUUUUACAGUUUCUCCCGUUCAGCGCUCUGGAUAGGAACAACAUCCUUUAUGAUCCUGGUUUUGCCAGUGGUGUUUGAAACGGAGAAGUUGCAGUUGGAGCAGCAGCAGCAGUUACAGAAUAGACAGCUUCUUCUGGGACCCUCUGCAGCGAUGUCCGGUUCUCUCCCCCCAAUGCCGGGAAAAGUCUAAUUUUCCAUCAUCUUCAUACAUUGAGAUUUUUUUUUGCUGAUUGGAAGUCUGUGUAGUCCUUAAGUGCUCUGCAAGGUGACAAGAUUUUUUUUUUAUUUUUGGAAUGUCCAACCCAUCAGAAGUGGUGUCCCUCACUGAAUGUUGGGCAAACAGGAGCUUACUAGAUAAAGAUGCUGGUUUCCAUUCAUUCUAUGCUGCUAUCACCUCCAGUACUUUUCAGCAAUACUGAAGAGCUUAAUCCGUAUGAUAGAGCAUCUGAGGAUCAACCGCUGCAGAAGAAACAGUGAUAAAUGGUGUUUUGAGGUUUUCCAGUCACAGCUAAAGUCAACAAAGGUUAAAUGCGGUUGAUUUUGCACGUUGGCGGUUAGUGCCCACCGUUGCCCGUGACAUCACUAUUGGUGUCCAGUAAUGUCCUCUAGUGUUACAGAUCAAGCAAUAAAGAUUCAGCAGGUAAAGGUUAGUCUGAUUAUUCCACUGGACACCUCUGAGAUGUGUGAUGCUACAAGCGCUGAUAAACCUCUUUAAAUUCCAUACUGUUCUCACUCUAGUCCCUGAGAUACAAAAUGAAGCCUGCCCUGUACCCUGGAUAUACUUGUAGUUUACUGGUGAAGCAGAAUGAAUAUCUCCAUAUACAGGGGCCCAGAUCCCCUUGCUUAUAUCAGACACUGCAGCCGCGUAGAUGCUAAAUAGCUCUGCUUGUCCCUUUCUGUGCUUAGAGGAUCUGCCCUGGAAGAACAAUUGCACCAUAAAGACAAGUCGGUCAAUCUUAUGGUUUUAUAAGUGAAUAAUGUUCAUACUGCCGGACUUUUAAUGAGAUGAUUUGGUUCAACUCGUCAUACGUAUAUAAUCCUUCUUUUUUUUUUUUUUUUUUUUUUUUUUUACUUAUUAAAACAAAUUAUGGAAGUUUAUUUUCCUUUAUUGCUCUUUUAUUGUUUAAAUGCUGUCGGAUACUAUGCUGCUUUUUAAUAUGAAUCUACAGCCCCAAGGUAUCAUUUAAUUGGUGCCACACACCAGUGCUAAUUGGUAGGUAUGCUGUUUCCCUAGUGCACGGGGCACACUUAUCAACACCAAUUAGCCCAGGUGCUUGUAUGUGAAGCUGAGCUGGGGAUAAAUACAGAGAGAGGGCACCAAAAAGUGUCUGACUUAGGUUAAAAUCUUUAAGCUUUAGUAUUUAAGGUGGGUUAGUGGUGUGGUGUUUAUGCCUUGUGUGCUACAGGUUAUUGGUUUGAUCCCCAGUGCAGGUGCGUGUGGUUAUUAUAUGUGUAGGUCAAAGGCGAGGGGAUAAUACAUAUAUACACACUCGCACGCACAUAUAUAAGGCAUUUAAUAAAGCUGACGGCUUUUGUCUCCAAAAAGACCAACUCAAGAUGGCAGCUGGAGGCGCAGGUUCAGGGGUAAUUUGGAGAAACCAUUGAUUUGUGGAACGGAGAUGGUAAAACCAAAGACAGGAAUAUCUGAUGUGAAUAAGGCUGUACUGAGAAUUACACAAUAAACACAACUUGAUAUUAGUUGUAACUAGACAA
Molecule: messenger RNA, 1969 nt
Organism: Bombina bombina (fire-bellied toad)
Lineage: Eukaryota; Metazoa; Chordata; Amphibia; Anura; Bombinatoridae
Gene: TOMM22
Product: translocase of outer mitochondrial membrane 22
Exons: 4
Coding region: 69-446 (125 amino acids)
Biological process (GO): intracellular protein transport
Cellular component (GO): mitochondrial outer membrane
Source: RefSeq, a predicted model, not a curated record